GUACGUACGUACAGCUCGGAGACCGCCGGAAGCGAGCGAUGGCGUGCAAGACGAAGAGCCUGCUGUUGGCGCUCUGCGUGGCGGCGCUGCUCGCGGCGCGGUCGGAGUCCCACGGCUUGGGGGACUUCACGAGCGGCGAGGCGACGACGACGCCGGAGAUGCAGACCUUCUUCAAGCCCCAGGCCGCGGCGGCUCUACCUGAGGCACUCGACGCCUCCAUGCCAGCCAAGCCAGAGGCCACAGCGCUCCCGGCCGCCGUCGCCGCCACGACGGCCGCCGCGACAACGGGCGGCACGGCGCCGUCAGCCACGCCGCGCAGGCCCGUGUCCGUGGCCGCCGGCGUGGCGGCCAUGGCCGGCAUCGCAGAUCGCCCAGAUACGGUUGCGUACUGCGAGGAAGACGGAGAUGGAUGGCGAAAAAACGGCGAUGGCUAUUGCAACCUUGCUAACAAAGAGUACAUGCUAAUUGCGAAGCAAGGAGUUGAGCAAGAGGAAGUCCAGGAACCUGCUCCUGGGCCAGCCACAGAAGAUCUUCCAGCAGCACCAGCACUUGAAGGCAAGCCCUAG
Molecule: messenger RNA, 566 nt
Organism: Zea mays
Lineage: Eukaryota; Viridiplantae; Streptophyta; Magnoliopsida; Poales; Poaceae
Exons: 2
Coding region: 39-566 (175 amino acids)
Source: RefSeq, a predicted model, not a curated record